Messenger RNA from Capra hircus (goat), 5348 nucleotides. It is a transcript of the gene HPS5, whose product is annotated as HPS5, biogenesis of lysosomal organelles complex 2 subunit 2. Gene Ontology annotation, cellular component: cytoplasm. The transcript is spliced from 23 exons. The record is from RefSeq and is a predicted model, not a curated record. Gene Ontology annotation, molecular function: protein binding. The coding region runs from base 491 to 3883 and encodes 1130 amino acids. NCBI's taxonomy places the organism in Eukaryota, Metazoa, Chordata, Mammalia, Artiodactyla, Bovidae. Gene Ontology annotation, biological process: developmental pigmentation.
AGAACUCGGAGGGCACGUGACCGGAAGUACGAAGGCGGGCCUGAGGAGCACGUGACCCCAGAGCACGGCCGCCAUGACACCUUCCGCUAGUUCCCUCCCUCCUCCGCCGGUGCCCGCCUGUUUCAUUUCCUCUCGCCGGCUUUAAGCGGUGAAAGGUCCCAGGAACUUGGCUGUCUCACCCCUUUGGCCUAGAGCUCCUCCGGUCCCGUUCGGCGCUGCGUCUUCGGCCGGCAGCGGGCAGGCCGCAGAGAGCGUAAUCGCGACCGCGGCCGAAGGGGGAGGGACCACGCGCAAGCAGGGCGUAACCCGUCACGUGACGAGGAAGUGCCGUUAACAGAUUUGUCCCGGCGUCCCCGGCGCUCCGGGAUGACGUAAGCCUGGGCGGGGAGGAGUAGGAGGGAAGACUGAAGCUCAGGUGCGGCUCUUAGCGCGCGGUUGUAUUCAGGAUCACUGUGCCUGUCCCUCAACGUAGUUUCAUCUAUCUGGGUAAAUGACUUUUGUGCCAGUGAUACCAGAGUCCUACAGCCAUGUUCUUGCAGAAUUUGAGUCUCUGGAUCCAUUACUUUCAGCCCUGAGGCUGGACUCUGCUCGUCUAAAGUGCACGAGCAUAGCCGUGUCUCGAAAAUGGUUGGCUUUGGGCAGUUCAGGAGGAGGACUCAACCUCAUUCAGAAAGAAGGCUGGAAGCACAGGCUUUUUCUUUCUCACAGGGAAGGUGCAGUUUCUCAGAUCGCCUGCUGUGUACAUGAUGACGACUAUGUUGCCGUGGCUACCAGUCAAGGUCUUGUAGUUGUUUGGGAAUUAAAUCAAGAGCGUCGUGGGAAACCAGAACGAAUUUAUGUGUCUUCAGAACACAAAGGCCGAAAAGUUACAGCUCUCUGUUGGGAUACAGCUAUUCUUAGAGUAUUUGUAGGUGAUCAUUUGGGAAAAGUUUCUGCCAUCAAACUCAACACUUCUAAGCAAGCAAAGGCAGCCGCUGCCUUUGUGAUGUUUCCUGUUCAGACAAUCACGACAGUUGAUUCCUGUGUCGUCCAGUUAGAUUAUUUGGAUGGAAGACUCCUUGUAUCUUCGCUUACUCGAUCCUUCUUGUGUGACACUGAGAGAGAAAAAUUUUGGAAAAUUGGAAACAAGGAAAGAGAUGGAGAAUAUGGAGCUUGUUUCUUCCCGGGAAGGUGUUCUGCAGGCCAGCAGCCCCUAAUAUACUGUGCUCGCCCCGGCUCCAGGAUGUGGGAGGUGAACUUUGAUGGAGAAGUUUUAAGCACACAUCAGUUUAAGAAGCUCCUCUCCUCACCACCUCUUCCUGUGAUUAAUCUAAGAUCAGAACCUCAGUAUGAUCAUACGAUUGGAUCCUCCCAGUCUUUGUCUUUCCCCAAACUCUUACAUGUUAGUGAGCAUUGUGUGCUGACUUGGACAGAAAGAGGAAUUUAUAUUUUCAUUCCUCAGAAUGUUCAAGUUCUUCUUUGGAGUGAAGUCAAAGAUAUUCAGGAUGUGGCUGUUUGCAAGAAUGAGCUGUUCUGUCUACACCUGAAUGGGAAGGUCUCACAUCUCUCCCUGUUGUCUGUGGAGCGCUGUGUGGAACGUCUGAUAAGGAGAGGCCUGUGGAACCUGGCUGCUCGAACUUGCUGUCUUUUCCAAAAUUCUGUCAUUGCCAGCAGAGGAAGAAAAACUUUAACUGUAGAUAAAUUGGAACACUUGAAAUCUCAGCUGGACUUAACAGCCUGUGGUGAUCUAGUUUCCCAACUGGAAGAGUUGAUCUUAAAAUUGGAACCUUUGGAUUCAGCCUGUAGCAGUAGAAGAAGCUCCAUUUCAUCACAUGAAAGUUUCAGCAUCUUGGACUCUGGUAUUUAUCGUAUCAUUAAUAGUAGAAGAGGCAGUCAGUCAGAUGAAGACUCUUGUUCCCUUCACAGCCAGACACUCUCAGAAGAUGAGAGACUUAAAGAGUUCGCCUCACAUCAAGAAGAGGACCAACCAGAUCAUUGCUGUGGCUCUCAGGGAAGUGAAGAUAACGUUUCUCACGCAUCAGUGGCGUUUGAGACGGAUAAAAGUGAAACUUUGCUCCCCUUCGGCAUUCCAUUAUCAUUUCGUUCUCCGUCUCCUCUUGUGUCUCUUCAGGCCGUCAAGGAGAGUGUUUCCAGCUUUGUGCGUAAAACUACUGAGAAGAUUGGCACCCUUCAUACAAGCCCUGAUCUGAAAGUGAGACAAGAACCUAGGGGUGAUGAGCAGUCCUGUGAAGAGGAUGUGAGUCCAGUCACUCGCCCAAAGGAGGAAGACACUGAAGAAAAAGAAGAAAUAGCUAGUUGCCUUCCAGAAGAGGACAAGUUCCAAGAGCUCACAGUGGCAACAGCAGAAGCAAUGACCAAGCUACAGGACCCACUGGUUUUAUUUGAACCGAACUCCCUGAGAAUGGUUUUACGGGAGUGGCUUUCACAGUUAGAAAAGACAUUUGCCAUGAAGGACUUUUCCUGCAUUUCAGAUACUGGCAGCUCAUCCACGGAAUCAAACCAGGAUAUGCUAUUGCUUGAUGAGUCAAAAAAGGGAAUAUUAGAUGAAGAAUAUGAAAAAGAAGAAAGGGACUCUUUAGGCAAUGAAGAAACUAUUGAUCAAAUAGCAUGUGAAUCUGUAAAUAGUCUGAGGGAGCCCUUGGAUGAUGACGUUUUCCAAAUAUGUUCUCCUUGGAGUAUAGCAGACAGUCUUCAGAAGGAUCUGGCCGAAUUGACAACAUUGUGUUUGGAACUGAGUGUAUUCAAUUCUGAGAUCAAAAGUACCGGUGGGCAUGGCGACCACACUCUGCAGCAGUGCUCUCUUGAAAUGCUGACUUGUCAGUUCCUAAAGAAGUACUUUUUUCUUCUGGAUUUGAAAAGAGCAAAGGAGAGCAUCAAGCUGAGUUACCCUAAAAGUCCUUGUGUUUGGGAUACUUUUAUUGAAGGAUUGAAAGAAAUGGUGAGUUCCAGUCCUACACAUAUAAAGAUGGAAGAAGGAGACCUUCCAACAAGAUUAAAGUUAUUGGAGGACUCGGUUCCUUUUGACAGUCCUUUGUUGAUUGUGUAUGCUGCCCGAUUGUAUGAGAAAUUUGGAGAAUCAGCCCUUCGAUCCUUAAUCAGGUUUUACCCAUCCAUUUUGCCUUCAGAUGUCAUGCAACUUUGUCAUCAUAAUCCUGUUCAGUUUUUGGCCUAUUUAGACAGUCUGGUGAAAUCAAGGCCCGAAGAUCAACGGCCAUCCUUCCUUGAGUCCCUUCUACAACCAGAGUCUCUAAGGUUGGAUUGGCUGCUGUUGGCUGUGUCCCAUGAUGCUCCCCCAAGCACCAGCACUAUGGAUGAUGCCGGAAACCCCAGGCCUCAUUCCCACUUGUUUUCCUGGGGUUACAGUCAGCUCAUCCUUCAUCUGAUUAAACUUCCUGCAGAUUUUACAACAAAAGAGAAAAUGGCUGACAUCUGUAGGUCUCAUGGUUUCUGGCCUGGAUAUCUUAUUCUCUGUUUGGAGCUGGAGAGAAGAAGAGAGGCCUUCACCAACAUUGUGUAUCUGAAUGAUAUGAGCCUGAUGGAAGGGGACAAUGGUUGGAUCCCAGAAACUGUGGAAGAGUGGAAGCUUCUCCUGCAUCUGGUGCAGAACGCAAGCACAAAGCCAGCCCCCCAGCAGUCACCAGAUGGGAACUUCAGCGAUGGGCCUUCCCCUAUCACUAUGGAGAAUGUGGCCCUCCUGCUGGCUAAGGCCAUGGGCCCAGACCGGGCCUGGUCACUGCUCCAGGAAUGUGGUUUGACCCUGGAGCUGUCAGAGAGGUUUACCAGAACCUGCGAUAUCCUGAGAAUUGCCGAGAGGAGGCAGAGAGCCUUGAUACAAAGCAUGCUCGAGAAAUGUGAUCGGUUUCUCUGGUCUCAGCAGGCCUAGUGAAAAAGAUGCAGCAGGGUGUCACGACAUGUUGAGAAAGACUGAGCUGUGCUCCCGAGCCUCCUGAACACACUUGUUCUUGAAGGAAAGGCCCCACCGGGGAUCCCAGCACCUUUUGGGGAGCGCCUUCAUCCCUGUCUGUUACCUCUGCAUUUGUGGCUCGAUUUGUGACCUCAGUGUUUUUCAACCAAAGUUGGAUUUUGAAAGGAAUCAGUCCUUGUUUGCUAAAACAAAAUGCUCUGGAAGGAAGCAGAAUGUGAAUAUCCCCAGCUAUGCAGCCCUUAUGCUGGACAAUGGAAUUAUUGGUUCCUUGUUGGUGGACUAGGGUGAUUCUUUUCAUGUCAUGACUGCUAUGCAGGGAGCAAAAGUUUCUCAACCUGGUCAUAUGAAGACAUACCAUGUAGUUGAUAGAAAUUGAAUUCCUUUCUUUUCUUCUCUGGGAUACUUGAGAAAUUACCAAAGUAAGACCUGGUAGAAUGUAAUUAACACAUAAAAUAAGUGAAACACUGAAGAUUCAAAUUAAAUGUAAAAAUGAAAAUUAAUAUUUUAAUUGAGCUAAUUUAGAAUAUAUUUUUUUCUAGUACUUGAUAUUUUCUAGUUGAACCUAUAUAAAACUAAUUCAUUACUAGAGCUGUUUUACUCCAGUCUUUCCUAAAUAAAGUAGCCCAAAGGAAUCAUGCACUUUUAAAAUUUGUUUUUUAAGGACCAUGAUACAGGCAGGCUGAGUAUUGAUAAAGACAAUAGCAAGUGCUUGUGUUAUUUAAGCCAGGUACUAGAUUACCAUUUUCAGGCUUCUGUGUACUUAACACAGCAUGUUUUAUUAAUAAUAAAUGUAAAAUCUGAUUUAAAAUGUUACUUGAUUAGAAUGUAGACAUGAGGUUCAUUGUGUGUAAUUUUCAGGAGAGUGUGAUAUAAACUCAGCAUGGAAUAGGCAAAAUGUUGUAUACAUUGAAUGAUUCACUUCUUUUUUUUUUUUUUUCAUUUAUAACACAGCCAGAGAACUAGAGACACAAAUUGCCGACAGUUUAGAGAGUUAAUUCCUUCCUAACUGUUAGGAAAUCCUAACAGUUUUGGUCACCGGUGUGUGGCAAGGUGUGUGUGUUGUGUGUUUCCCCACACCAAGGGAUUCUCCAGUACCAGCUGAGUGUCCUUUCCACUCAACAGAAAGUCACUCCAGAGAUGGCAUUGAAUUCUGCAGGUUAAGGGCUCGUUUCCACAAAACUGCCAGCACCUAAGAUGCCAGUCACAAGUCCAGGUUGUACACUGUACGAGCGUCCCUCUUUUUAUUGCACUUUGUUUUAUUGUUCUUUGCAGAUACUGUUUUUUUUUUUUUAAACAAAUUGGAGAUUUGUGGCAGCCUUCCAUUGAGUAAGUCUAUCAGUACAGUUUUCCAACAGCAUUUCCUCACUUUGUGUCUCUGUCACAUUUUUGUGAUUCUUACAAAAUACAGAGUUUUUCACUAUUA